AUGAGAUAUCUCGCUUGGGUUGGUAUUCCUGCACGCGUGUUCAAUGUCGGCACCUAUCGCCGACAGGGCACACCGCAGCCAAGCGCCACGUUCUUUGACCCCCACAACGAGGAGGGCGAGAAGAUGCGCCGUGCCGCGGCCGAUGCUGCCAUCACAGAUAUGAUUCAGUGGUUCGAUGCUGGCAAGGGAGUGGUCGCGAUCCUCGAUGCGACGAAUUCGACGAAAGAGCGCCGCCGCUGGAUCAACGAGCGCUGCCGGGAAGCUAACAUCGAGACGUUGUACGUCGAGUCGAUAUGUGACGAAGAGGACUUGAUUAUGAACAACAUCCUCGAGGUCAAGACGACCUCGCCGGACUACAAGGGGCAGGACCCGGAGGUUGCUGCCCGGGACUUCCGCGAGCGGAUCCGCAACUACGAGAAAGUCUACGAGACCAUUGAUGACGGCGAGAAGAGCUACACCUACGUAAAACUCAUCAACGUUGGCUCCACCGUCAUCAUCAACCAGAUCAAGGACUAUUUGUCCAGCCGACUGGUCUACUACAUCCAGAACCUCCACAUCAAGCCUCGCUCGAUCUGGUUAUCUCGCCACGGAGAGUCGGAGUACAACUUGACUGGAAAGAUUGGAGGGGACUCCAACAUCUCUGAACGUGGAGAGGCUUAUGCCAAAGCUCUACCUGGUCUACUGAAGAAGUCCGGUGUACCGCCCAACACGAAGAUUGUGAUCUGGACAUCCACGUUAAAACGUACCAUCCAGACAGCACGUCACCUGGCUGCGGAAACUGGCUUCGAGAAACUGGAGUGGAAGGCUCUGGAUGAACUUGACUCGGGAGUCUGUGACGGAUUGACCUACGAGCAAAUUGCCGAGAAGUACCCCGAGGAUUUCGCCGCCCGCGACGAAGACAAGUACAACUACCGCUACCGGGGUGGCGAAUCGUAUCGCGAUGUUGUCAUUCGCUUGGAGCCCAUUAUCAUGGAGCUGGAGCGCAGUGAGAACGUGAUCAUUGUGACGCACCAGGCUGUAUUGCGCUGCAUUUACGCCUACUUCCUCAACACACCCCAGGAGCAGAGUCCCUGGAUGGAGGUCCCCCUCCACACACUUAUCAAACUUACCCCGCGUGCCUAUGGUACGGAGGAACAACGGUUCAAGGCUGAUAUUCCCGCCGUGUCGACCUGGCGUGCUAAGGGCACGUCGGCCAAGCACCAGGAAUACUCCACGGAAACCAAGGCGGCCCAAACCAUGUUAUCCGCCUUCACCGCUCGACCGCUCGUCGAGUUCAAACCGCGCGAUCGAUCGCGCAUCGAGUCCGUUCUCGCGUACGGGGACCGGGUGCUCGUGGGAUUGAACAAUGGGAGUUUACGGGUGUAUCGGGUGAAUGAGGUGGAGAAGGAGGCUGCGGAUGGUGAUGAGGGGAUGAAUGGGCAUCAGGAUGGUAAGGGGAAUCAUGGGGAUGGUGGUGCGCUUGGGAAUAAUACGGAUCUUCUGCGCGAGGUCGAGAAGUUCUCCCGGUACAAGGUGGAGCAGCUGGCUCUGAUCAAGGAGGCCAAGUUGCUGGUCUCGUUGUCGGGCGGGUACGUCUCGAUCCAUGAUCUGCAGACGUAUGCGCUGCAGGAGCAGAUGACCCGCACGAAGGGGGCGUCGACCUUUGCGGUGACGUCGAAUAUCGUCAAUGAUCCCGAGACCGGGGUGCCGUCGAUCGUGUCGCGGCUGGCGGUGGCGGUGAAGCGCAAGGUCUUGCUGUGGGUGUGGCGCGAUAUGGAGGUCGAGGGUGAGGUGGUGGAGAUGACGCUGGUCAGUGGCAUCAAGACGCUGACGUGGGUGUCCGGGACGAGGUUGGUGGCCGGGCUGGGGUCCAGCUUUGUCAUGGUCGAUAUCGAGACGGCCAGCGUGACGGAUUUGGUCGGCCCCGGGAGUAUCGGCGGGCUGGGUGGCCAGGAAACCGGCCGGUUGACGGGGGUCGGGGUCGCCAGUAUGAGUUACAUCGGCAUCGGCGGGUCGGCUCCGAAGCCUCUGGCGACGAGGUUGUCCGAGGGCCAGGUGCUGUUGGCGAAAGAUAUCAAUACCCAGUUCAUCGAUAUCAAUGGCGCGUCGCUGGGGAGGCGCCAGAUCCCCUGGAGCCAUGCGCCGGCGGAUAUCGGGUACUCGUAUCCGUUUCUGCUCGCCCUGCAUGACGCGUCCAAGGGGGUGCUGGAGGUGCGCAAUCCGGAGACGCUGUCGCUACUCCAGUCGGUUCCACUGCCGUCCGCCAAUAUCCUGCAUAUCCCCCAGCCGACGAUCAGCUUGGCCCAUGCGGGCAAGGGGUUCCUGGUGGCGAGCGAGCGCACGAUCUGGCGCAUGGAAGCGCUGAGCUACGAUACUCAGAUUGACUCGCUGGUGGAGAAGGGCUACCUGGACGAGGCCGUGAGUCUGACUAGUAUGCUGGAGGAUGCGCUCUUGAGGGAUAAGCAGGGCCGGCUACGUGCGAUCAAGCUCGAGAAAGCGGAAGGGCUGUUUCGACUCCGGAAGUAUGCGGACGCGAUGGACAUAUUCACCGAGAUCUCUGCGCCACCGGAAACGGUGAUCAGGCUUUAUCCCAAGAUCGUGGCGGGAGAGCUAUCGUCGGUCCCCGAGGAGCAAGAGGAAUCCGAAGACAGCGCCACCGAGAGCCCAUCCAAGACCCCCGACAACCAGAAGCAGGUGGAUGGCAAUCACACGGCGGAUGCUGCUGUUGCGGCCACGGCCAAGACACUCUCGCAUGCCCCGUCGGUCAUGUCGCUGCUGCGGUCCAAGACGGAGACAUUCGACGAUGCGGCCAGUAUCCGGACGAGGAUGACCGAAGACGCCAAGCCCGACAAGGCCCUCGAAGGAAAUGAUCUCAAGUUGGCGGUUCGUGAGCUGCAGAGGUACCUGGCCGAUGUCCGUCGACGGUUCCAGCGCUUUCUCAACCCCGAUGGGUCACUGAAGGUGUUCGAUCUGCCGGCGGACGCAGCCACAGAUGAACUGACCGAUUCUGUGAUGAAGUUGCUCGAAACCAGCACCAAGGAUAUCCAGGAUCUCGAGUUCGGGGAGAAGAUUCGCGAGAAGGCCAAACUCGUCGACACCACCCUCUUCCGGGCGUACAUGUAUGCGAUCCCUGCUCUGGCGGGGUCUCUCUUCCGGAUCGCGAACUUCUGCGACCCGGACGUGGUCAUGGAGAGGCUCGAGGAGACCGGCCGGCACAACGACCUGAUCGAUUUCCUGUACGGCAAGAAACUGCACCGCCAGGCGCUGGAGCUGCUCCAGCGGUUCGGUCAGGCGGAGGAGGAAGAGGAGACCGCUCCGCAGCUGCACGGUCCCAAGAGAACGGUCGUCUACCUACAGAAUCUCCCGCCGGACCGGAUCGACCUCAUCCUCGAGUUCGCCGAAUGGCCACUGCGAGAGGACCCCGAAUUGGGCAUGGAGGUCUUUCUGGCGGACACGGAGAACGCAGAGACCCUCCCCCGGCACCGCGUGCUGGACUUUCUGCGGGGCAUCGAUGUUAAUCUGGCCGUGCGAUACCUGGAACAUGUCAUCGGCGAGCUGAACGACAUGUCGCCGGAUCUACAUCAGCAGCUGCUCAAUUUCUACCUGGACCGUCUGAAGAAGUACAGAAACAAGGAGUGGGAAUUCGCUAGCGAAGACGACCACGUCGCGUGGCGAACCAAGUUCCUCACCAUGCUCAGGUCGAGCACGCAGUACUCGCCAGCCAAGAUUCUAAACCGCCUGGACCGCGACGAUCCUGAAUUGUUCGAAGCGCGAGCAAUCGUGUUCAGCAAGAUGGGGCAACACAAGCAGGCGCUGGAGAUCUACGUGUUCAAGCUGGAGGACUAUGCUAAGGCUGAGGAAUACUGCAACCAUCUCCACAAACAGGACGAUAUAGCGUCUACCGAAGAAGGCGGGCCUUGUGUGGCGCUGCUGGCUUACGAAGAAGACAAGCCGUCGAUCUAUUUGACUCUCCUAGCACUCUAUCUAACCCCGCCCCACGGAUACAAGCCACGAUAUGGGCCAGCGCUCGAAGUGCUGGCCAAGCACGGGUCCCGCCUGCCCCCCGGGUCCGCGCUGGACCUGAUCCCCGAAACCCUCCCGGUGAAGGAGCUCGACUUCUACUUCAAGGGUCGCAUGCGCGCCGCCAACUCGAUCCUCAACGAGAGCCGGAUCGUGGCGAGCCUGCAGAAAGCCGAGAACAUCAAGACCCAAGCCCAGCUGCUGGUGGGGGAGGGGACGGAUCCCAAGCGGUCGAGAUCCCGACAUGUCACCAUCACCGAAGAGAGGGUGUGCGGGAUCUGCCACAAGCGGAUCGGGGGCAGUGUGAUCAACGUGUAUCCAGAUAAUACCGUUGUCCAUCUUGGUUGCGCCAACCGCAAGCGGUCACUUUCAUGA
This is a messenger RNA of Aspergillus aculeatinus CBS 121060, 4374 nucleotides long. Its product is annotated as putative vacuolar morphogenesis protein AvaB. Lineage: Eukaryota; Fungi; Ascomycota; Eurotiomycetes; Eurotiales; Aspergillaceae. Gene Ontology annotation, cellular component: cytoplasm; fungal-type vacuole membrane. The record is from RefSeq and is a predicted model, not a curated record. Gene Ontology annotation, biological process: intracellular protein transport; endosomal vesicle fusion; fructose metabolic process. The coding region runs from base 1 to 4374 and encodes 1457 amino acids. The transcript has 7 exons. Gene Ontology annotation, molecular function: ATP binding; 6-phosphofructo-2-kinase activity.